Messenger RNA from Danaus plexippus (monarch butterfly), 1935 nucleotides. RefSeq names its product serine palmitoyltransferase 1 (gene Spt-I). NCBI's taxonomy places the organism in Eukaryota, Metazoa, Arthropoda, Insecta, Lepidoptera, Nymphalidae. Gene Ontology annotation, cellular component: endoplasmic reticulum. The coding region runs from base 165 to 1496 and encodes 443 amino acids. Gene Ontology annotation, molecular function: serine C-palmitoyltransferase activity; pyridoxal phosphate binding. The record is from RefSeq and is a predicted model, not a curated record. Gene Ontology annotation, biological process: sphingosine biosynthetic process; ceramide biosynthetic process. The transcript has 6 exons.
GUUUAUAUUCGAGUCUCAGUACGCUUUUGACUCGGGAGCUGUACUCUGUAAUUUCAGAAUUCAAACCGUUUGAAGAUUACAACAGAGACUUAAUACUUGACUUUUUUUGAUUAAUAAUUUCAAGAAUUCUGUUCUAUUGUACCUUUUUGGAAGCAGUUAUAAUAAUGAUUUUAAUGGACAUAUACGAUACUGCGAGUUGGUGGACAUUGGUAAUUGCAGCCCAAGUGGUUAUCGGCAGCGCGUACUUCUUAUGGACUAAAAAGAAGAGAGAACCGGAAGAUAAGUUGACUUAUAAAAAGUUCAAUGAAUGGAAACCUUUACCUCUUGUAGAAUACGACCUGAAAGUUGAUGAGCCUCCAUUGAUGGGUAAAAUUGACGAAAAUGUUCUCAAUGUUGGCGCUACUAGUUUUCUGAAUUUUGAUAAGGAGCCCCAAAUAAUGGAAAAUGCUAUUGCAUCCCUCCAUAAAUAUGGUGUAGGAUCAUGUGGGCCGAGAGGUUUUUAUGGCACAAUUGAUGUGCAUCUGGAACUUGAAGAGAGAUUGGCAAAGUUUUUGCAGGUUGAAGAGACUUGUGUGUAUUCAUAUGGAUUUUCCACCAUGGCCAGCGCCAUACCAGCCUAUGCUAAGAAAGGGGACAUCAUAUUUGCAGAUGAAAAGGUCUGGUUCGCAAUCCAGAAAGGCAUAGAAGCGUCCCGCAGCAAUGUUAAAUACUUCAAACACAACGACAUGAAGGAUUUAGAAAGGUUGCUCGAGGAGGGCGUCCAGAAAAAGGAAUUGCAUCCUAAGAGACGUGCCUUCCUGGUCGUUGAAGCUAUAUACUUUAAUUCCGGUAAAAUGUGCCCUUUGAGGAAGGCUGUGGAACUGGCGAGGAGGUACAAAUUAAGAAUCAUGCUGGACGAGAGCUUGAGCAUUGGUGUAAUAGGUAAGAACGGCCGCGGUCUGACCGAACACUUGAACGUGCCUCGUGAUGAAGUGGAUCUGAUCAUGGGCUCGCUGGAACACUCGUUCGCCACCAUCGGCGGCUUCUGCGCUGGGACGCACUUCAUCGUAGAACACCAAAGGCUGUCAGGCCUAGGGUACUGUUUCAGCGCGUCCCUUCCACCGAUGCUAACAGAGGCGGCCAUCACCGCCCUGGAUAUACUGGAGUCCCAACCAGUCGUGGUUAAGGAGUUGGACGAAGUGUCCGUUAAAUUGAACAAGGCCCUCGACAAUCUGAAACACUACACAUAUAGCGGGGAUGAAUUGUCACCUGUAAAACAUGUUUACCUCAAAGAUGAUAUGUCACACAACGAUAAAGAAUCAUAUCUCAAAAAGAUAACCAAGUAUUGUAUGGAGAAAGGCAUAGCUAUGACGACAGCUGCCUACCUUAAAGACCAGGAGGUCAAAUGUCCGGAACCUUCCAUACGCUUGGCCUCAAAUAGAAAAUUAACUGAUGACAAUAUAAAGCAGAUCUGCGAACUUUUGGAUGAGGCCUAUGAAAGAGUUGGUCCUAAAUAGUAAUAAUUACCAGAGAACAUGUUCUCAUUUUUAUUGUUAUUCAUUGUCUAUGGUAUUACACAUCUGAGAACCUCUGAGAUUUUAUUGUAGGGCACAAAAUUAAAACGUUUUUAUUUUUAAUAAUGAUAAAUUUAUUUUUGUUAUCUUAAUUGUUAAUUCCUUUCUAUCAGUUUGUGAGUUUCUAGGUUUAUUUUAGUUUGCUUCAAAUAUGAAUAGCAAUGCAUUUAAUAAUAUUCAAUAAAUAUGCUAGGCGAGCAAUCACACCCCAGUGAAGUCGUAGGUAGAAAAUAAUUUGUUACAUUAAAAAAUUAAGUAUUGCCUUAUAGUAAUAGUAAAUUAAGGUUUUUAUAAGUACAUGCUAUUGAAAUAUAUAUUUUUUGCACAAAUAAUUAGACAGUACUAUUUAAUAAAAAGAAUAUUUUUUUAUGUUUCUUUAAUA